GUGGAGGUAACUAGGAAACGAAGAAAUAAACACACUUGCCAUGAAGUGAAAGUACUUUUUUUGCAAAAGUAAAAGAAAUCUUCUUUGACAGUCACAGGGGUCUGUACCAGGAAAGUUCUUUCAAUGUGAUAAACUCCUUUUUGAAUGGGUCUUCAUGAAAAAGAAAAGUAAUGGAAAGAAACCAGGGCUUCUGUACAGCUUAUUCUUCAGAAAAUGUUUAGGAUGGGGUCUCUCAAAUCCUACAGCUGUGAGCAAUGUGGGAAUGAUUAUGUCAGCCGCACCGCCUUGAGGUAUCAUUUCCGAGUAAAACAUCUUGGAAAAGUUCACUGUGAAAAAUGUGGUCCGGAAGUUGUGAGAGAAACACUUCAGGACCAUGAAGCGGCCAACCAUGAAAGGAUGACUGCUGAAAGACAAGGGUGUUUCUGGGACAUGCCUCCAAAGAGGGAAGCAAAAUUUGUGUCUAUGGAAAUGUCUACCUCCUGCAGGAUGUGCCCAAGGAAGUUUGGAACAAUCCAUAGCAGGGAACACCAUGAGAAACAAGAUCAUCACUUCACAGCCAGCAAAAGAGCUCAAAUGGCCACUGGAUUUUCACCCGAUAAUAUCUUGGAUUAUGAAAAUCCAACAGAACUAAAGAGAUUUGUAGAAGAAAAGCUUCGACCCAUUCCAGGCCCAGCAAGCAUUGCCUGUGCAACAGAAAUUGAGGCAAUUAUUAAUUUGAUCAAGGAAUGCUUCCCAUUACUAAUAGCUCGGCUAAUCAAGGGAGGCUCGUAUAUAAAAGGAACUGAUACACAAGGCUGGUCUGAUGUCGAUAUAGUGUUAUUUAGUGAAGCCUUUGAAAAUCUAGAAGACUGCAAAAAGAAACUGCCAGAAGUUAUAGAUGAUCUUGGAAAAAGACUGAAGAAAUCUUCAUGGGCCAGCAGGAUAAUGAUGGAGAAAAGGACCCAGUCAUCCUUACGAUUUCAUUUCAAAUGCUAUAAGAAUCACCAUGGUCACUCGUUUGAUAUCAUGCCUUGCUAUGACAUGCUGGGGCCUGCACCAUCAACAGGUUUAAAACAGAGCUUUUACCACAAGAUCUAUCUCUGUAAUGACACUGAUGAAAUCCAGCUGUACUCAAUGUCCUUGCUGCAGUACCAGGUUGAGUUUAUCAAGGCAUCUACCAUGCCAUGAUUCGUUUGGUUAAGCACUGGUUCAGGACUUCAUUUGCUAAACCAACAGCACAAAAUAACUGUUUUCAGAUGGGCCACAUUCACUUCAGGAUUUGCACCAGAAAAACAGCGCCAGCAGCAAAAAUUCCAUGAAAAGGGAGGGGGCUACAAUGGCCCUGCAGCCAGUCUACUUUUUGCACAAAAAAUGGCCAGCGCUGCCCAUAGUGGUAGUGUGACUUGGGGUGAUUUGGGGUUCUUCCCUAUUAGCCUUCUCUGGCAGGGCACUGAUGAAGUCCCCAGUGGAAACUAAAGCUUCCUUCUCCAAGGGAACUAAAUGUGCUUUCCCUCUCUGCCAACUGCAAUAGUUCUCACUGGUGCAGGAAGGGCAUUAAGCAUUUUCAUGCAGUACUGGUGGUGCAUCUGGUUUCAGGUGGUGCUGAGGGUUUCGCAGGCUUCCUUCUUCCUAUGCUAUAGAGCUCAUCACAAUCUCCAGCUGGCAGCUGGCAGGGAAGCCAGUCUUUUUCAGCCUGAUUCAGGGAAUGAGAGCUAUCCUGAAGCUUCUGGUUAGAUACCCAGAAAUGUACAUGGUUUGGCACAAACACUACAGCCCAAACUCUACGAUUUUCAAAAAGGCAUUCCAGAAGCAAACCAGGCCGUUCGUUUUGGAUCCUGCAAACCCAACAUUUAAUGUGUGUGAGAACAGCAACGCUUGGGAUGAAGUGGCUCAUGUGGCGAGACUGAGUCUCCUUAAGCCUCUUUUUAAUGGUGUGCAAGCGAAGGAGCCCUGGCUUUUUACAAAUGGCUGGUAAAAAAUGAGAGAAAACAUUAGCCUGGUUGCAGUCCUGUCAAAUAGGUUUGUCAAUGCAUAUGACACAAGUCUGCCAAUAGGAAUAUUCCAAUAUAAAGAAAUGUACAUAAAGAAUGGUAGGGUGUUUUUUUGUUCUCUCUCUAAUCUAUUUAACAAACAAUUAUUUGUCAUUACUUCUGAAUGAACAGGACAGAAUCCAUUCUAGUCAGGGAAUUAAAUUGUCCCCUAAAUUUUUAUCCCUGUGUGAGGGACGAAGCUGAAAGAUAUGCUUCCUUAUGUUUGUAAGGAGCUCAAGCAUUAGAGCAAAGAGGGCAAUUUGUCACAGCUCCUACAACAGCUCCUACAACGUCCUUCCUUCCCAGCUCACUAGGGCAGCGCUGGAUUUCCAUAAACGUUUGAGCUUUGUUUACUUUAAAAAGGCCCCUGGAAAGAACUCAUUGGUUACACAGUAAAAUGACUAUAGCUCCAUAACAUCUGGCAAAUCACUAGGUUGCAAUAGAUAAAUGCUGGAAGGCUCUACACUAAGCUGUCUCUCAAUACAUCAUUUAUUUCCAGAAGUUAUGGCUGAUCACACAUCUUCUGAGUGUAAGAUGAAGGGAAGGUUGCAAAUAUAACAAAGAGUAGAGUUAAAUUAUGUAUCCAGACUCUACCCAUUGAAUUGUCUAUGGAGGUACUAACCAUUUUAGUCUGUAAAGACAGACUAUUUUGUAUACAGUUGCAACAGCAGUAAUUUGGGCUACAGAACAAAGAGCCCACCUGAAGGGGAGUUGGAAAGACUGCAUUAUUUUCUAGAAUUAUGGUCUGGCAGUGGUGGCUAUUACCAGGAGAAACAGCAUGGAAUAUGGGACCUGAGCCGACAAGGUGCUUGAGCAUCAUCAGCCCCUCCCAAAGUUCAGGCUAGUGGAAGAAACCCAACUGAAACAGAACAGGAGGGCAAUAGAAAGUGGGAAAGUAGUCAGCAUUAAUUUUUCUCUUGAGUAGCAUGCUGUGUUAGGCUUCAGGCAGUUACCUGAUUAAAUUACUUCACACUAGCACAGCAUAUCAUCUGGGAUCCAGGAUUUGGCGCCUAGUGAUUUUUAAUUCAGCUUUCCUUUGAUUUAUCUGUGGGCAGAUAACAGCUCACAUAAUUGAAAGAAAGGUAAGAAAUGAAAUUCUGUUGAAGAAAAAUCAAAUUAUUAGUCCAUUUUAAGUGUCCAGUAGGACUGUUUAUUUUAUCAUCUAAAUAAACACAUAUUAAAACUAAGUUAUUCCAACACUUUGCCAUUUACAAGCUGUUUAAAUACUUUGUGACAACGCAAUUCUACCCUGAUAGAUAGGGACUAUAUAGGUAGAUAACAAUCUUUUAUCAAAUGCAAAAUAGAGCAUGUACUGUUUACUGAUGCUGUAUAAAAUUCAUUGUACUCCAUGAAUCAUGUUUUGAAAACACAACCUGAAUGAAGGCUAUUUUUUCCAAAGUAGUCCAAGCAAACUAUUAGAUGUUAGUGCUUCAUUAAUUACAAUUGAAUUUGUUCUGAGAGAGAGCAACCACCACCCAGUCUCUCUCAUGCUGAGCCAGAUAAAUUAAAAAUUCAUAAUUUUCCAUUAUCUAAUAUUUGUUUUAAUGACAUAAUUGGCAAGAUUCUACUGCCUGAGAAUUUCAAUAGCCUUGGUACAUGUUUCUCAACUUAAUAUAGCAAAGUGUUGCUGUAAGAUGGAUUUCUACUUUCUCAACAAAUGCUUUCAUGUGAGGGUUCUUUCAGUCAGCAAAAAGUGAGAACUACAAGCACUAAAAAGCAGCUUGGUGCUACCCAGCACAGACUUCAAUCCCAGCUGCUGCUACAUUUGAAGAAGCUGUUUUCUUUUCUAGUCUUCUGUGGAAACUCCUAGUACAAUGAGCAAAAAUAAACUAAAAUUUUUUUUCUUGCCAGAAGAAACUGCCCCUUACUAAAUAACUUCUACCAGAAAUCUUGGAAACCUGACAAAUAUUUGCUGAUUUUUUUUCAUUUAUUGUGUAUAUCAUGGUAGUUCCUAGAGGCCAUUUGAGAACGGACCCCAACUGUGUUAGACCCUGUGCAAACAGAUUAAGAUACAAUCACUGCACAAAAAAGCUUGAAGACAAUUAACAUCUCAUCUACAGAGAAAAGAAUCUUGCAUGCAAUGUUUUACUUCACCAUGCUUCCAUCACCACUAGUAAGGUGAACGGCUUUCCAGCAGCAGUUCUGUCAUUCUUGUUGCACAAUUCCUGGUUUCCUCUUUCGCUUCACAGGUGGCUACCUUCCUGGACCCUAACUUUACUUUGGAUGGUAAAAGAAUGAGGCAGUUUUGUUUCAAAGUAUUCAUUUCUCUACAUUGAAAUACCUGACAAAGCAUUAAUGGCCGUUUCUUCAUAACACUGGGAGUACUAGAUUGGACCUGCACUAAUACUAAUUUAAGUCAGUUCAAUUUAUUGAAAAAAACUCCGUCAGCUGAUUUUGCUUGAGAAAGGACUACAGAAUCAGGCUCUUGGUGGUUAAAUAUGUAGUUGUAGAUUUUAAAAACAUUACUACAAAAUAAGCUAUGGUAUUUAAAAUAAUACUCUAACACCUGACAAUCAAUUAUUCACACUACGUUUUACAUAGUAUAAGUAAGUCACUCCACUCUAAUAUUUGUUGGCUUUUCUUUGCUUCCAUUUUUGUAAUAAAAAAAGUGUAAAAUUUAAAACACCUAAGGUCUAUCUAUACUGCAAUCACAGGUAUACAUAUAUUAGCUAAUUCUGGUACCAGAGCAUUGAAGCUGUGGCAGCAUGGGCUUCAGCACAGGCUGUACAAGUCCAUCCAGAACCCUACUCAGGUAGCAUGAGCUGAAGCCUGUGUUGCCAUAGUGUCACUGCUCUGGUACACAAACUACCAUUAGACAUAUACGGUCAAAAGUCUUGUGUACUGGUUUGCAGUUGUAAAUGCAGUGAGGCUUUUGCAGAAACGCUGUUUAUAAAUUGUGUUUUAGUUUGCUACUGGAAGAAUCUUUCUACAGUAACAUUGAGAAAAUAAACUACAUGGACUUGAGCAAUACUAUUUGCUUGCAUUGUCAAUAGGAAACCAGAAUGGUGCAGAAGAGUUUGUUUGCAUAAUAAGCCCCUAUGCAUAAAUCACCUAGUACUAGUAAUCUCUAGCUUUUUUGAUCAGGUCUGUAUGAACCCUGUGACCAAAUAUUUUCCUCAUCAGUGUACUAAGUUCUCUUGGUGAGAAACACUUUGUAUUGAUCAACACUGUCCUUUGCUAAUAUGCACUAAAGUUUUCUGCAGCAAUUUCCCAUUCAAGUUAGCUUUAAUAUACCAUUCAUAUAUCACUUAAUAGAGCAAAGAAUAGUGUUUUUGGGUUAAGCUGAAGCUGAAAAAUAUUUUCUUUCAAAAAUGUGAUUUCUUCAGCCCCUCUAGUGAAUACACAAAACAGCAUAUGAAAGUGACUAAUGGCUACUUCCAUGUGUAGCCUAACUACUACGGGUUUGUAGGUUAGAGUUCAGUGUUAUAAUCCU
This is a messenger RNA of Gopherus evgoodei (Goodes thornscrub tortoise), 5442 nucleotides long. Its product is annotated as 2'-5'-oligoadenylate synthase 1A-like. The transcript has 10 exons. NCBI's taxonomy places the organism in Eukaryota, Metazoa, Chordata, Testudines, Testudinidae. The record is from RefSeq and is a predicted model, not a curated record. The coding region runs from base 214 to 1167 and encodes 317 amino acids. Gene Ontology annotation, cellular component: nucleoplasm; cytosol; membrane. Gene Ontology annotation, biological process: regulation of ribonuclease activity. Gene Ontology annotation, molecular function: double-stranded RNA binding; 2'-5'-oligoadenylate synthetase activity.